AUGGCGCAGGCAAAUUUUACCGAAGAUGAAGACCAGAAAACAUUCAAGAAAAUAGACUGUUCGGCGGAAUUUUAUACCAGAGGGGUGAAUGGCGAGCUUAUCUUUCUUUCAUCUCUAAAUAUUAUUCUGUCCAUUGCUGCAUUUCUGGGGAACACUUUGAUCCUAGUCGCCCUAAACAAGGAAUCUUCACUUCACCUGCCGUCCAAACUCCUGUAUCGUAACCUAGCGAUAACUGAUCUCUGUGUUGGUAUCGUUGUGGGGCCUUUGGCUGUGAUUUAUUGGAUUUCUGUGUUGACGGAAAGAUGGGAUAUUUGCUUUUACGCAGAUUCGGCAGUAGGCUUCGCGGGUUAUACUUUGUGUUCAGUGUCUUUAUUCACAUUAACUGCAAUAAGCGUUGACAGACUUCUUGCCUUGUUGCUGGGUCUCAGAUACAGACAAGUUGUAACUUAUAAAAGAACAUGUAUAACUGCAAUUUUCUUUUGGAUUUUGUCCAUCGGUGGAUCUGCCUUUUUUUUUAUUCCAGUUAUUAUUUCAUCAUUUCAAUACUUAGUUACAGCUACAUGUCUAAUCACCACAAUCUUAUCUUACACAAAAAUUUUCUUCUUUCUGCGGCAUAACCAAAUUAAUGUUCACAAGCAUGUUACCCAAGGACAACUAAACCAGUCACUGAACAUGGUUCGAUACAGAAAGGCAGUGAGCAGUGCAUUGUGGGUGCAGGUAACAUUGCUAAUUUGUUAUCUGCCGUUUGGUAUAGCAGUAGCUUUGACACCUCAAAAGGAAUAUAGUUUAUCGGUUUACCUUGCUAGGCAAUUUACGUCUACUUUAAUUUUUUUAAACUCGUCGUUAAACCCGUUGCUGUACUGCUGGAAGAUCAGAGAAGUAAGGCAAGCUGUAAGAGAAACAUUAAGGCAACUCUUGUGUUUAUAA
Porites lobata is the source of this 927-nucleotide messenger RNA. NCBI's taxonomy places the organism in Eukaryota, Metazoa, Cnidaria, Anthozoa, Scleractinia, Poritidae. The record is from the annotation of a GenBank genome assembly.